AUGGGUGACUGGAGCAAACUGUAAAAGGCCCAGGCCUCAUCCAGUAGGUGGGGGAAGUUCUGGCUGGCACUCCUCAUCUUCAGGAUCCUGCUUCUGGGCACUGCGGUGGAAUCUGCCUGGGGGGACGAGCAGUCCGCCUUCAAGUGUAACACCCAGCAGCCCGGCUGCCAGAACGUGUGCUAUGAUAAAUCCUUCCCCAUCUCCCACAUGCGCCUUUGGGUUCUCCAGAUCGUCUUUGUGUCAAUGCCCACAGUCCUGUUCCUUACUCGUGUUUAUAGUAGGAGGAAAGUUUGGAAAAACAAGAAAAACAUAGAUCUUAAGAGAGCAUGCGAGCCAAUUCCAGAAAAUUCUUAUUAUAAUAAAUUUGAUAAAAAUGUUAUUGAAAAAUCUUUAAAGAUAAUAGAAUUCAUAAAUAAACACUAUGUAAUUAUGGAAGAAGACAGGGAAAAGGAGAUGAGUAAAGAACUGUUUAAAAUCUAUGCAGUCAGUAUUUUCUUCAAGUUUCUGUUAGAAGUGGCCUUCCUGGUUAUUCAGUGGUGCAUUUAUGGCUUUACUCUGAAUCCAGUCUACAUCUGUGAGAGGGCCCCAUGUCCACACCGGGUGGACUGUUUUUUGUCCCGUCCCACAGAGAAGACCAUUUUCCUAAUUUUCAUGCUGGUGGUCUCACUGGUGUCAUUGGUGGUCAGCAUCAUUGAGCUCUGCAGAGCACUCUGCAAAAAAAAACAACCAGGAAGCUGAUUCAUGUGAGAGGGAGCAGAAAGAGGCCAACCAUUCCUUAGAGCCGGACCAGUUUGAUCAGAACGAUGGCACAAACCCUCCAUCAAAAGGUCAUUCACAAUAUCCCCAAAAUGCUCCUGAUACCUACAUCUACCUCUCACCAAGAGAGUAUGUGGAUUGCUGAGCUGUGAUGAACUACAGUAUUCGAUGCCAUAACAGCAGGAGAGUGAACAACUGGUCCGAAAAGAGCAGAUAUGUUUAAACUGUGGUUUCCACCUCAGACUGACUGACAGAACUUGUGUCUUCAACCAGAAACAUCAGGACACAUUUGAUCUCACAAGUUUAUGUGAGACUGACUGAACAUCAGAACUUGUUGUGUGAAAGUGUCAAAGGUUUGAGUUUUAGAGGUGUUUUCUUAAAUCAUAUUUUGUUAGUGUUGUAAACCCAACAGUUAUGAGAGUUCUGAGUCUCAAAGAAACAUCUGUUCAAGAACACAGACACACUGUGACACAUCAAGUUUUGCUUACCAACAUCAAACAAAGGAAUAUUUAUUGUUCUGGUUUCGGUCACAGUUCUUCCUGUUCUUCCAGCUGGACAGUUUUUGCACGACGUCUGAGAGUGUCUUUGUUUUCUUUACACCAGAAACAAAUCAGUGUGUAAGAUCAAAUGUUUUCUUUGUGUUCAGUCAUGCAGUGCAGUGUCACGUUCUGAUUAAUCUGAGGAAGCUGUAUCAUAUUUGUACAUCUAAAGUCCAUAAACAGUCAGAUUAUUGAAAUCUGAAACAGCACAAUGACUUUGGGAUACCAACAACACUGUUCACACCUGCAGUUUAUAGUCUGGGUUGGUAUGUUUUAUGAGCAGAUGUUCCUUUAAUUUUUUUUGUCCCAAAGAUGUGUUUUUGCUGAUGUACGGCGUCUCCAGUUUAAGAUUCAGUUCAUCUCUUAGUCUCAUCAGAAAAUUGUAAUCCAGUUUUACAGAUUUACAGAGAAACAGGUUUUCUAUCUUAGUGUUUAUUGGCAGGCAUCUGUAGGACAACCACACCUUACAUCCACUCCAAACAAACUAUUUACUUAUUGACAGUAAGAUAUUAUUUUAACUUCUUCAGUCACCAUGCAUGUAUUGCUACCUGAUAAAAUUUAAAUGUUUUGGUUUAAGGUUGUUUUUUUGGGUGUACAGAGUGGCAGAGAUGAUGGUUUAGUUCAUGUUUAUUCCUCUAAGAGACUUUAUUACUGUGCUAACUUUUAUAUUUGUAAAAAAGGACAUGUUCUCAAACAGAAUGACAACCUCUGUUCUUUUUAGUUCUGUGGGGAUUGUUUACCACUUACUGCUUGAGAAGGGAAUUUUUAGUUUUGUAAGUCAAGCAACAAACUGAAGUUUUUAGAAGACUGCAUAGAGAUGUGAACUAAUAUUUAGUCACUUAUAAUAAAAACAUGCCAGUGUAGCUCUAAAACUACAAGCACUGGGAUAAAACCACAACUCUCUUUAUUGUAGGUUUGCUCAAACUGUCAGUUCAUAAUUAUUUUGUGUGGUACUUACAUGUGUAAUGGAUCUUUUGGGUACACUUAUCAUUUGCACUGAGAACUCGGUGAUGGAUAUAUGAGAAGAGUUUUGUAAAGUGUUUGAUUAAACAGUUGUGGGUAUAUUGCCAAACAGCAGAAUGGGUCUGUGGGUUUUACAAAAAUAAUUAUUUGCUGUUGUUUUGUUGUUUAGUGUAAGCAAACAAGUGUAAAUGAAAACAGGUUUUACUUGUAUGUGUGAAA
Oreochromis niloticus (Nile tilapia) is the source of this 2477-nucleotide messenger RNA. Its product is annotated as gap junction alpha-1 protein-like. The transcript has a single exon. Gene Ontology annotation, molecular function: gap junction channel activity. Gene Ontology annotation, cellular component: connexin complex. Lineage: Eukaryota; Metazoa; Chordata; Actinopteri; Cichliformes; Cichlidae. Gene Ontology annotation, biological process: cell communication by electrical coupling; heart development; cell-cell signaling. The record is from RefSeq and is a predicted model, not a curated record.